CCACUGUGUUUGUUUGUCCCGGUACGUACUUGCAGCGUACCGUACAUCCAGUUGCGUGUUCGAGUUUCGAGUUUCGAGUUUCGAGUUCGAGUUCGAGUUUCGAGUUUCGAGUUUCGAGAUUCGAGAUCGGGUCUGUUCCCAAUGCCCGACCAAAAGCUAGAUUGGCACAAAACAAAAAACGAAACAGUGCCAAACGAAUUCCCAUCGGCACAGCGAUCGACAGCAAACAGGGACCAGAGAUGAAUCGCGAUGGGUGCCGCCGCACGGCGAACGACUCCUGCCGCCUGUGCCGCUUCGUUGGCCUCGCCGUCGUCGCCGCGAGCGCGAUUUCCGUGGUCUUUCCGUUUCCCGGAACGGGCAUCGGCGCAACCGACGCCUUUUCGGCGGUGAGAGCGACGAGAAAAGAGCAAUUCCAUGGGUCGGAGCAACAACCGCCGCCGCAUCGGAGGUCGGGUUCGAGGUCGGGUUCGAGGUCGGGUUCUCGCGUUCGAUACAACCGCCCCCGCCUCGUUUCGGAACGGCUAAUGUCGACGGCCAGCGAUGCGGACCCUUUGGGUUCCCACCCCACCGGCGGGAGCACCAGGGACCGCCAAAGCGAACCCAAACUCGACACGCACACCAACACGCACACCAACACGACGGUUGCCUCGGGCGGUGGCUCCAAACGGGAGGAACGGAAGCGAUACGACGCGGAGCUAGAGGAAGCCUUUGCGCAACAAACGAGGGAAACGAAUCCCCUGCUCGGGGUCAAAUCGAUCGGUGUGGACUACGGAUUGGUCCGAACCGGGGUCGCCGUCACGAUCGGGUACAACCCCGAAGCACUGGACGUGAUUGUUACGGAUCGUCCGCUCCUCUUCGACGACGAGAAGGAAGGAAUGUCCGAAGAGGAAGCCGAGAAACAAGAAGAGAAAAGGCUGGAAACACAGCGCUCUAGGGUGGCCGAGCGUGUCGUGGAACUGGCCCGCCGCGAAAAGGCCGAUCGCAUCGUCGUCGGGUUGCCCCUCCACAAAAACGGGACGGAAGCCCCGCAGUCGAUGCUCGCCAGGAAAUUCGCCUGCGACCACCUGGCCCCGUCGGUCCUGCGGGUGCUGGGCCCCGGUGUGUCGGUGUACAUGUGCGACGAACGGUACACCUCCAAAGAAGCGGCCGCGAGGAUCCGAAGCCAGACCUCGCAGAGGAACAACAACAGCAAUGAUUUGUAUGGGCUCCUCGACGCCGAAUCCGCAAAGAUCAUACUGGAGCAGUACUACAACGACCACCUCCAGAGGCACAACACGAAGGGCCGUGGUUCCGUCGAUAGAGGAAAUGAUGAUACCAAUGUCGACGACGACGACGACAACAACAACAGCAACAAUCGUGCCGACCCUAGCUACAACGGAGAACUCGUAACGAUCCGAGACCCCAAAUUGAUCGAGGAGCUUACACUGGAACACAAUGAGAGACUCCGGUUGGAACGGGAGAGGCUGGCGGAGGAAAGAAACGAGCGAGAAAAUCGGAUAAAAUGGAGGAAACUCGCCAUGGAAAAAGAGAGAUUGCGUGCCGAAGAGCAGCGAAAACUAGACGCUGCCAACGGCGUCACCGCGAAGAAGAAAAAGAAGAAGAAGCGAAAAAAGAAAUAGCCGAAAUCGCUACCAUGAAACAAAAGACAAUUUGCCAC
Molecule: messenger RNA, 1657 nt
Organism: Pseudo-nitzschia multistriata
Lineage: Eukaryota; Bacillariophyta; Bacillariophyceae; Bacillariales; Bacillariaceae
Source: the annotation of a GenBank genome assembly